Messenger RNA from Trichomonas vaginalis G3, 3336 nucleotides. Its product is annotated as ADP-ribosylation factor binding. Bases 1 to 3336 code for a protein of 1111 amino acids. The transcript has a single exon. NCBI's taxonomy places the organism in Eukaryota, Parabasalia, Trichomonadida, Trichomonadidae. The record is from RefSeq and is a predicted model, not a curated record.
AUGAAUGAAGAUGCCGAAGUAGGGAAAGAAAUGGAUGUUAAUAAGCUAAAACUAGCUUUGAAGAAAUCAAUGGCCAAGAACAAGAAGAUCCAAGAAGAAUUCAAGAAGUUAGCUGAUAACCAAACAGUUUUACAAAAUGCAAUCAACGAAAGACAGCAACUCAUUCAAAAUUUGGCCUCAACAAAAACAGAAUUAGAGAAAAAGAAUAACGAUCUGAUCAUCAAAUUGAAUAAAUGCGCAGACGAAUUCCAAGUUGCAAAGAGAAUUAUGUCAGAAAAAGAGGAAAAUCUAAAACAAGUCGAAAAAGCAAAUUCCGAUUUAAUUUCUUCGUUUAACAAUGAAAGAAAAUCAAGCCAAAUACAAAUAAAUGCAGCCAAGAAACAAAUUCAAGCAUUAAAAGACAAAUUGAAUCAAGUAUCACCAGGAUCAGCAGAGAAAAUUCCAGAUUACUUAACACAAGCACAAAAUGAGCUUCCUGCUCCAACUCCUGGCGAAAAUAACGCUUUGAAAUCGGUUUUCAGCACUGCAACAUCAUUAUUUAACGAUCUAAUUACAAAUAACUUACCAGCAAGACCAAAUACUGAUGUGGAAAACACAAAUAAAUUAAAUGAAGAAAUAUCAAACUUGAAAUCAGAAUUAGAAGCAAAGAACAAGCGGAUAAGUGACAUGCUGGCACAAUACAACAACAAAGUUGCUGAAAUAGAAGCCCAAUACAAAGAAAAAGAGCAAAGAUUACAACAAUUGUUUUUAGAACACAAACAAAACUUAGAAAAUCAGUACGCGAAUAACAAUGGAAGUGUUGAUGUACAACAGAUCGAAAAUAGAAUCCGUUCUCAAGUAGAAGCUGAGAAAAAUUCUCAAAUUCAAGAUUUAUUAAAACAACAAGAAAACAAACUCAGAUCAGAGUUCGCAUCAUCGCAGUUGAGUUCUGAUGCAAAUAACAAACAAAUUGAACAAAAUUUGAGAAAUAAUUUUGAAAAAGAAAAAAUUGAACUUCUAAAGCAGCAAGAAGCCAAAAUUAGAGCUGAAUAUGAAUCAACUAUGAAUAAUCAGAACCAAAACCAGAAACAAAUCGAAGCAAAACUGAGAAAUGAAUUUGAAAAUCAAAAAUCCGAACUUUUGAAGCAAAUGGAGCAAAAAUACAAAGCUGCAUUAGAAGAGAAUAACAACAAAUACAAUAAUAAUAUGAAACAAAUGGAAAUUUCAAUGAAAAACAAUUAUGAAACAAAAUUCAACGAAGAAAUCACGAAAAUUAAGUCAGAAGCAGAGCAGAAUAGAAUAAAUUCUUUGAAACAGUUAGAAGAAAAGCUCAGAAGUAGUUUUGAAGCAGAAAAAGCAAAAAUUAAAUCAGAAUUCAGUCAAAAACAGAGAGAAUUAGAAGAUGAACAAAAGAAACUUGAGUUGGCAGCUGUUUCUAAACAAUCAGAUGCAAAUCAGUUGAUUCAGAAGCAAAUGUCUGAAAUUGAAGAAAAAAGAAAAGAAUUACAACAAGAAAUCAACAAUUUCGAGCAGAAGAACCAACAAUUCGAAGCAGAAAAGGCUAAACAUAUAUCAGACUAUCAAAAUUACAUGAAAAACCUUCAAGAAAAACAAAAAGAAAUUUUGGAAUUUAAUGAAAAGACAAAGAAGUUCUCUGAAGAGCUGAAAGCCAAAGAAACUGAAAUAAAAACUACUAGAAGCAAUCUACAAAGCGAAUUCAAUGAAAAACAAAAAGAAAUUGAAAAUGAAAAAUCAAAUAUCGAAAAACAGAUGCAAGAAAUCAAUAAAAUGAAGGAAGAAUUAGCAACAAACCAAGAAAAUCUUAAUAAGAAGCUCCAAGAAAUAGAAAAUCAGCAAAAUGAUCAAAAUUCUGAUUUAAAUACACAGAAAAACUUCAUUGAAACGCAAAAAGCAGAGCUAGAGAGUGCAAGAAACGCAUUGGAGCAGGAAAAGGAAGAAAUUCAGAAGCAGAAAGAGCAAAUUUCAGAAAAGAAGAAAAAUCUUCAAAAAGUUCAGAAGAAACAGACAGCAGACAAAGAGUUUAUUGAUAAAUCGAACCAAGAGAUUGUCCAGAAGACACAGGAACUCCAAAACAAAGAGAAUAUGUUGAAUGAUUUGAUGAAUAAAAUCAAAAUCGACAGAGAAGAAGUAGACAAGCUUCAAAUCCAAAUCCAAAAGGAAAACAAUGAUUUGAAGAAGUCAAAAAGCGAUUUCUUCGAAAAAUCAUCAAAAUUGGCCGACCAAGAAAAAAUUUUAUCAGAAAAGGAAAUUCAGCUCAGAAAUCAGAAGGAGAUUUUUCAGAAGGAAAAUGGUCAGAUGGAAGAUAAGAUCGCAGAGCUUGAGAACACUAAGAAACAGCUUCUCGAUUCACAAACAAAAGUUCAAAACUUCCAAUUGUACAUUGUAGAUUUGGAAGACAAAAAUAAAAUUUUGUCUGAAAAUUUACAAAAAGUGACAGAAAAAUUUACAAAAAGUGACAGUCAAUUAAAAGAGUUAUUUGCUCUUAAAGAUGAUUUAAUAAAGAGAAACGAAGAAUUGUCGAAAUCAGAAAAAGAAAACAAAGAAAAAAUUGAAAAUUUGGAAAAUAAUUUACAAAAAGUGACAAAAGAUGAUGAAGACAAAAGUUUGCAGAUAACUAAUUAUAUUUCAGACAUUUCCAAGUUGACUGAACAGACAAAGAACCAGAACCAAGAAAUAGAAACACUAAAAGAAAAUUUGACAAAAAUUUCUGAAGAAUUAAAUUUGACAAAAACCAAUUUCACUUCACUUUCUGAAGAACACGGUAAGACUACUGAAGAACUAGAGAAAACGAAGAGUGAAUUAGCCAAUCUCAAAGAGGAAAAUGAUAAAAAUGUCUCUGAAUCGAAAGAUUUGAAAGAAAUUGAAGAAAAUUUGACAAAAAUAAAUGCAGAAAUUCAGAACAAACUUGACAUCCAAACUUCCUUGAACUUGCAAUUGGAAAACCAACUGAAGGAGAGAGUAGAAAUCAAAGAUCCUUCAUUUGAUGAAUUGAAGAGAAGAGUUGUUCUUCUCGAGAGAGAAAACUACAGAUUGGCAAGUAGAAACAAAGAAGAAACACCAAGGAAACAAAUUCCUGCUCCUUCUCCUGUUUUGAGAGAAACUAAAGUAGAAAAAGCACAAACACCAAAUCCAAAGAAACAGGCGAAAACAAAUCCUGAUAUUUCACAGAACUACAUGAAGAAGAUGCUUCUUCAGUUCUUUUUGACUGAAGAAAAAGACAGAGAAUCAAUGAUUCCUAUCAUUUUGAAGUUUGUCGGAUGUGACGACAUGCAGGUACUGUGUGCUAAGAGAAAGUGGUCUGAAACACACUCUUUCAUCAACAAAGGUUGGUUUUAA